AUGUCCUUAUCUUUAGGAACUUUCUAAAUAUAUGCGUGGUGACCAAAAUGCGGAACGUGAGCUCCAAAGCAUUCAAUACAUAAUUAGCUUGGGCAUUGAAAGAGAAGAAUUGAGAGAUGAAAUUUUUGUACAAUGCAUGCGACAAACAACAAAUAAUCCCAAUUUGGAGUGGACGGAUCGUUUGUGGCUUCUAAUGUGUCUGACAAUAGUGGCUUUCCAACCGAGUAAAUUGUUAUUUAGAUAUUACUUUUCUUUUUUAAAAGAAAAACUUGAGGUUUUGGAUGGAAAACUAAGACAGUAUGCCCAGUGGUGCUUCGAUAAUUGCAAAUGUACAAAAGUAUCGACGCGAUUACAACCACCUUCAAGUGUGGAAGUUGCGGCUAUGAGACGACUCGGCACAAUUGUCUGUCGAUUUUUCUUUUUAGAUUCCCGAACAAAGGCUAUUGACGUUCAUCCCACAGAUACAGCUAUCGAUGCAGUACAAAAACUUGCAGAUAAACUUAAUUUGGCAUCAAUUGAAGGUUGGGCAAUAUUCCAAUCACGUCCAGAUGGCGAAGAACAUAUAAAAAGUUUUGAAUAUUUAUAUGAUGUCAUCUCCGAAUGGGAGUCUAAGCAAAACUCUCCUAAUAGUUACAAAAGACAUUCAAAUGCGUCUACAUACGGAGAAAAUAGAUUUGUUUUUAAAAAAAGAUUGUUCAAACCAACACGAGAAUUAUCCCAGGAUCCUGUUGAAGUUGGAAUGUUGUACGCCCAAGCAGUAUAUAGUAUUGUAAAGUGCGAUGAAUUCCCUGUCAGUGAAAAAGUUGCUUUACAAUUAGCUGGCUUGCAAGCACAGGUAGCACUUGGAGAUCCAUCUAAUCAGCCGAAGCCUGAAUAUUACUGUGAUAUCAACAGCUUUUUACCAAACCGAAUCUCUAAAACAAGAGAACAACAAUUUUGGAUACCGAUUCUUGCUCAAGCACAUCGACAAUAUGGAUCAUCAAGAAAUGAAUUAACUGCUAAAGUAUUGUACUUAAGUUGUGUUAUGCAAUACCCACUUUACGGAACAACUAUGUUUAACGUAAUUUAUAAAGGAUAUUGGAGCUUUGUCAAUAAUAUAAUUUUAGGAAUCAAUUGUGAAGGAGUCUUAUUCAUUCAACCUGAAGAUAAAGUCAUUAUAUAUCAGUUUAAAUAUUCAGAUAUAGAAUCAAUUUUAAUAGAUCCAAGUGAUAGUUUUCUUACAAUAUCCCUCAAUCGCACUUCUAACCACUCGCCUAGAUUUACGAAUGAAGAUAGCAUUUUUCUUGAUUUGCAAAAAUGUUUUGUAUUUGAAACAGUACAAAAGCAUGAAAUCGGUGCUCUUAUUAUUUCAUAUUACCCAUCACUAUCAAAUUGGAUAUUAAGUAAUUUUGAUUGCACUAAAAAAGGAAAAGGAAUUACCAAUGAAGAUAGAAUUAGAUUGUAUCAAAAUGUUAUUAUAUGCCGCAGGCAAUUAAUAGACUUAAAUAUAGUGCGAAAACCUCAUGAAUCGGGAGGUUUCUUACGAAACACACUGAGACGCUUAUCUAAACAUCGCAUUGAAAAAUUACGAGCAGAACAAAGAACAAGUCCUCAAGACCACGGAGAAACAUAUAAAGGAUUUCCUCAUUCAUUUUGGGCAUUCAGUAAACAGCAACUCACGUUUUGUCUAAGCUCAUUGACGGAUCAAGAUGAAACUACAAUGAUUCAAAUAUUUGACUCAAUUUUAAAAUUUUCCGGCCUUGGAAUAUCAGGUAAUUUUGAAUUAAAUUAG
Messenger RNA from Drosophila navojoa, 1771 nucleotides. Its product is annotated as myosin-VIIa-like. Gene Ontology annotation, biological process: signal transduction. Gene Ontology annotation, cellular component: cytoskeleton. The record is from RefSeq and is a predicted model, not a curated record. NCBI's taxonomy places the organism in Eukaryota, Metazoa, Arthropoda, Insecta, Diptera, Drosophilidae.